AGAAGAAGUGGUCCUCGCGAACGGACGUGUCGUCGCGUGUCGUUCGUAUGUGCAAGUUAUUUUAUUGUGCAGACUUGGUGUGAAAUACACUGAAUUAGGUGUAAAACGUGACUUAAAGCUACCGUUAAUUGCUUGCGAGCGGGAAGAUAGCGUCGUCCAAGAUGGCGGACGACGAGCAGUUCUCUCUGUGUUGGAAUAAUUUUAACACAAACUUGUCAGCGGGAUUUCAUGAAUCGCUGCUACGGGGCGAUCUCGUGGACGUGACGCUUGCUGCCGAGGGUCAGUUAGUGAAAGCACAUCGGCUAAUUUUAUCAGUAUGUUCGCCAUAUUUCCGGAAAAUGCUAACGCAAGUGCCCGCAACACAGCACGCAUUCAUUUUCCUUAAAGAUGUCAGCCAUUCAGCGUUGAAAGAUCUCAUACAGUUUAUGUACUGUGGGGAGGUAAAUGUGAAGCAAGACGCCUUACCCGCCUUUAUCAGCACAGCCGAGGCUCUGCAAAUAAAAGGACUGACGGAGACGGGAGACAGUGCUCCAGCUCAACAGUCUCCUGCCAAAGAAGUAAUAGCUGCACCACCGGCGACAAUCAGCGUCCCUAUCGCUACCGCCACCGGUGGAUCUCCGCGGACGAAAGUACAACGUACCCGAGUACACUCCUACAAACUCGAAUCGGAAGAGAGUGGUGAUGACAAAGUACAAAUUCAAGCCGGAUCCUCCCACCAUGUCACCGCGCAGCAAGUUCAGCAGCAGACGCAACACACGACCACGCAAAAGCGCACCCUGCAACAGCGUACCGUAAUACCGAUCCAACCGAGCAAGCGCACGAAAUUGUCCGUCGCCUCUGUCGAGGCAUUGGAAGCACCGGAAGCCACCCCGCAGGUGCAGACGGUGCAAAUCGUGAAGCAAGUACUGGAACCGGACUACGUAGAAAUACCUAUCGAAUCGAUCAAUGCCAAGGCUGAACCGGAAUACGCGGACGAAACGGGAGAGAUCGAAACGGUCGAAACGGAAGCGGAACAGGAACACACUCUAACGGAACACGAACAGUCGGUCGAACAGGAACAGGCAGAUGACGAUGGAAACUACGUUGAGGACGAAUACGCUGAGAUGGGCAAGUUCGAGGAGUCUUACUUCACCGAAGGAGAGGACGCGAAGGCUGGCGCAUCUGGAUUCGGAGACUCGUACACAUCGGACGGUGGCACUGGCACGGAACAAUCGGCACAAGUGUUAGUCGCUGCAGCGAAAAAAGCGGAACCACUGAAGAUCCACAUUGCCGUUCCCAAGAGGCAAACGGUGGAGAUCCUCGAAGAAGUUCAUAUUACCGUUCCAACGAAGCGGCAUUCGUCGCUUCUGGAAAACAUCUUGCUCAGCGAUACCCCAGACGAGAGGAAACACAAGUUCCUCACCAGCCGCAAGGGUGGGGUACAGCUGAUACACGAAGAGUAUCUCUACCGAUCGAACCUACGCCGACAGGGCCGAGAAGGGGACAUCCUCUACUGGGAGUGCGUGCAUAACCGUGGAACCAAGUGUCGCGGUCGGCUGAAAACGGUCGGCAAUACCAUCCACAAAUCCAACGGUAAAGUGGAGCACAACCAUGAGAGCGAUAAAAAACGUAUCGGAGACGCUGUGCAAGCAGGUACCGUUGUGUUAUUGAACAUUAACAAAUUGUGAAGCAGUUCGUCCGCCCGCCCCGUGAGUACUGCUGGAAAAGGCUGAGGGCUGAUCUAUCCGCGAAAGCCGGGGAAGAAAAUCGUUGAAAAAAAAACAAUUCACAAUUCAGGUUCUGAAAUGAAAAGUAUACUCAACAAGAGUGUAUAAACAAGAUUUAGCUGUAAUGUAGUAAAGAAGUCCGGGUGAAAUGGGGAUUAGUCUAGUGGGAAAACCCGUUCGAAAGACGACUCAGGAGUGUUCGGAACAUACUCGCAGUGUACUGGAUUUUAAUAAAGGUCCCUUGUAGAAGAGAACUGCGAAAACACCAACGUGUGGGAAAAAGCUUCCUGUUUGACGAUCUUCUUUCUACCCAUUAAGGGAUACGGAAACUUUUUCCCCUGGUGGCAAGUCCUCUUGUAUCGGGAAGGAGUGAUUCGAAACGCUCAUGGGUCCAUUUUCUAACAUCGAAAAAGCAACGCAGAAAGAGCCUAUCAGAACCUUAAUGGGUAUCGAAGAGAAGGGAAUCUUGUUCUCCAGGUCCGAACGCAUAAGCACAAUAGUUAUGAUGCUCUUGUUCUAACCACCAAAAACGGUUUAAGAACAGACAGGUUUUCCCGCAGCAGGAGCAGAGUGUGUCCAGCACACGAACGUGUUAACUUUUAGGGAGAAUGGUUGGCCUUCGUUCGUUGGCUACAAGAUGGCAGAUGAAACUAAUUAUAACAUGAUACCUAGGGGAGAUAGAUUAAAACACAUUUAUCAAUAUCUUAAUAUUUAAAAAACGUGAACAUUUAUAAGGAAUAAGACAGUCGUGGAAGUGUUGCAACCGAACUCUGUUAAUUCUGCAAGUGAAAUACAAGCGAACAAGAACGUUUGGUGCGCACGAUGAUGCGGCACGAAAUUCU
Messenger RNA from Anopheles coustani, 2548 nucleotides. RefSeq names its product modifier of mdg4-like. Gene Ontology annotation, molecular function: DNA binding; protein binding. Gene Ontology annotation, cellular component: nucleus. Gene Ontology annotation, biological process: regulation of transcription by RNA polymerase II. The record is from RefSeq and is a predicted model, not a curated record. The transcript has 6 exons. Bases 162 to 1667 code for a protein of 501 amino acids. NCBI's taxonomy places the organism in Eukaryota, Metazoa, Arthropoda, Insecta, Diptera, Culicidae.